AUAUAUAUGAUAUAUGACAGGACUGGGAAGAUAGCAUUUACAAAUUGACAAUUCAAUCGAAAAUGUAUGACAAAUACAUGGAUAUCUUCGACAAACAGAUGCAAGAAACAAAGGAUCAAUACUAUGAGACAAUGCGUAAUAUGGCUAUAUGCCGAAUAAUAGCUAUUAAAUGCGAAAGCGUGUGCAAUAAGAACUUAUUUACUAUUGCAUCAUACGAAAAAGAAAGAGAACAUCCCAGUCGCCCUAUGGUUGUUACAAAAUUUUUUAGGAAUCGCUGCGCAGUUGCCAAACAAUAUUACUUAUCACAUCGACUUAUUAGAAACAUUGUCAACAAAGCACAUCUUCUCCUGCCGGAAAUUUUUUGCGACUUUGGACAGUAUCACAAUCUGGAGUUUAUUGAUUUUGACAAAUUUAUUGAAUCUGUCGAAGAAAACUUAAAGAAGAGUGCACAUAUUAUUAUAGUAUCAUAUUACAACGAAAUUGUACGGUUAUUCUCUCAGCGACGUUACAUCCAGGAUAUACCGCUAAAUGUGUUGACACGUUUUCUCAAAUGUGCUACGACUCUCCUUGGUUUGCAAAUAAUCACUCGAGCAAUUAACACCAUCAAACAUUUGCUAAACAUUCUUGCUGAUCAAACCACAAUUCCUUUAUUACAAAUGGAGUUAAAAUGCGAAAGUAAUGACUUGUUUACGAAUCCUCGGCUGGAAGAAUUUUAUGAUGCCUUUCAUAAUCUUGUGAACAAGAUAGCUAAUAUUGCUCAUCAUUUACCAUCGUUGGAAUCAUGGGUACAACCUAAAGAAUGGCAAAGAUUAAGGAAAGGUGUGUCACAAAUCGAUAUUGCUAGGAACAAUUGCACCAUGUUUGCCUCACCACCUGAUUGGUAUUUGAACGAGAUACAUCAACAGCUGAAUGUGAUUCUACAAAAGUCUUUUCAGCCUUUGAGUGAAUAUUUAGAAAAAUUACGGAAACAAUUUGGCUAUGUCUUCCAUGAAAUAAAUCAAAUUCGUCGUGAUAUAACCACUGCUAUAAUGUCCCCUGGAAAAGAACCUUCCUUUGAGGAAUGUGUUGCUAAAGUUGAAGACUUCAAUCAUUUGAUACAUGUAAUAAACAAAAUGCCAAGCAAUGAAUACUUGAUAACAAUAAAGCUACAACAAAUUACCGCGAAACAUAAUCUCAUUGCUUAUACAAAUCAACUACGAGAACUUGUCAUUGACAAACUUAUCAAAUAUCAUUGGAACUAUAAUCUCAAGAUUUGCGCGACAUUUGAAAUAAUAAAGGAACGUGUGUUAAAUGUUCCUCGGACCACGAAAGAAUUACUGGAGUUAGGUCAAUAUAUGUUGACAGCGAGGUCUACAUUAAUGGUGGAAUUACAGGAUAAAAUAAUUCUUUCGGUUCGUAUAAUGAGUUCAUUAUUCGAGAUGACUACUCUAAGCAGACAUCAUAUUGAAUUGAAUAAUAUAACAAUUCAAUGGCUAAGACGUAUCAGACCAGUCUUGGAACGCAGCUCCGGAUUAUAUGAACAAAUGAAAUUCGAGUUAGAAGAAAAACUUCAAGAGGAAGUUACUAUUUUAAAUGCACGGGUUGAAGAAAUGUUUCCUAGAUUGAUUAUAAUGAAUGACAUGGAUGAUGUUAAACGAGUAAAAGAAUAUAUUGAGGAUAUACGGAAGAUGGUACAACAAUUGGAAUAUAUGGAGCAGAAAGCCAAAUGGAUAAAUGCUGAAGAGGCAUUAUUUCAGUUUCCACUAACUAUAUAUCCACGUAUAAAGGAAUUGAGAGAAAAUAUUUUACCAUUUUACAGUCUUAUUUAUCGGGGUUGUCAAUGGCAGAGAGAUCGAGAAGUUUGGUUAAAUGGUCCCUUCGAGUAUCUCGAUGUUCAACACAUUGAGAACAAGCUGAAUCAAUAUUUAAUAGACUUCACCAAAAUCAAUAAACAGUAUAAGACAAGAAUCAAGAUGCAACUCGCGAUGAAUUAUCCAUACAGUUUUGUAGGAUUGAUAGAUGAUCCUGAUCCAUUCCAACAACCAGCACCUCUAAAAUUGUGUUACCAACUGGCUGAAAACGUAAAAUGGUUUAAGCAAUACGUUCCAUUAUUAGCCGUCUUUCGUAAUUCAGCGAUACGACAAAUUCAUUGGGACAGUAUGUCAGUGAUUGGAGGAUACGAUUUGACACCCGACGCUGGUACGACGUUGAAAAAAAUAAUUAAAAUGGACUUGAUGGAAGAUAUAGAAAAAUAUGAAAUUAUCAGUACCGGUGCAACAAAAGAAUUUAUGCAUGAACAAUCGCUUGCAAAAAUGAAAAGUGAAUGGGAUGACAUAUGUUUUAUCACUACAAUAUACAAAGAUACUCAAGUUCCAAUUUUAACACAAUUGGAUGAUAUAUUUAUGAUACUCGAGGAACAUAUAAUUAAAAUACAAGCAAUGCAAGGAUCGGCUUUCAUAAAAGUCAUUGAAAAUGAAGUCAAAUCCUUUUACGCAUUAUUACUUCGUAUGCAGUCAGCAAUCAACGAAUGGACAAAAGUUCAAAUGCAAUGGAUGUAUUUGCUUCCAAUUUUUUCAAGUAAAGACAUUGUAGCGCAGCUUCCUGAUGAAGAAAUUUUGUUUAUCCAGGUUGAUAUAACAUUUCGCAAAGCAAUGCAGAGAGUUUCGAAGGAUUCUCGUGUUUGCCAGACUGCUGGUUCUAUAGGAUUAUUAGAAAAUAUGGAACAGGCAAAUAUACUGAUGGAGACGAUCAAUGCAGGUGUAUUGAAUUAUCUUGAGAAGAAGAGAUUAUUUUUCCCACGUUUUUUCUUUCUUAGUAAUGACGAUAUGCUCGAGAUUCUUUCUGAAACUAAAGAGCCACUUCGUGUUCAACCACAUUUGAAAAAAUGCUUUGAGGGAAUUUAUAGACUAGGGUAA
Messenger RNA from Wasmannia auropunctata (little fire ant), 2894 nucleotides. Its product is annotated as dynein heavy chain 12, axonemal-like. NCBI's taxonomy places the organism in Eukaryota, Metazoa, Arthropoda, Insecta, Hymenoptera, Formicidae. Gene Ontology annotation, biological process: microtubule-based movement. Bases 63 to 2894 code for a protein of 943 amino acids. Gene Ontology annotation, cellular component: dynein complex. The transcript has 11 exons. Gene Ontology annotation, molecular function: dynein intermediate chain binding; dynein light intermediate chain binding; minus-end-directed microtubule motor activity. The record is from RefSeq and is a predicted model, not a curated record.